AUGGCACACAACGUACGUAUAGGUAAGGUCAGUUACUGAAUACAUAUAUACUUAAAUUUAGCUUGAGGACAAGCCCUAGCCUGCGCCUGAGUCUGAGCUUCAGCCUACUCUAAAUAAAACCUUACAUAAGCCGUACCUUAGCUUAUCAUAGCUAACUAGGUAUAAGGAGAGCUGUAGAAACAAUCAAAAACAUUUUAAACUAGUAUUUUUGAGAUUACUUAAUACACAAGCUCUUGCAAAAUCAGUUGAAGUCAAUAAAAACAUAGACAGUUUACCUAGUUUAAAGUAGUCGUUUGCAAUAAAAUUUAAUUAGCUAAAAACGAAAAAAACAGCGUCGAGGUAUCGUUAAAUCGCUUCAAAUUAACGAAAAGUUGAAACGAAUUUCUAAAAACUAAAAGCUUGCAUUCGGGGAUUAAUCAUCUCGUAGCAAGAAGGCUUAACAUUAUUGUUGGUCAUCCGAAAUAAUAGUGUUGUGAGAAGACUCAUCAAUCUUGUAGCUAUGGCUAUAGAUAUAACUCAGGCUCAGGCUCGAGUUCAGGCUCAGGCUCAGGCUCAGGCUCAAGUUCAGGCUCAGGCUCAGACUAAAACAGACUCAGACUCUGACUCAGGCUCAGGAUCACGAUUAGGAUCAGGAUCAGGAUCGGGAUCAUGAUCAAGAUCAAUUUCAGGCUCAGGCUCAGGCUCAGGCUCAGACUCAGACUCAGACUCAGACUCAAACUCAGACUCAGGCUUAGGAUUAGGAUCAAGAUCAAGAUCAAGAUCAGGCUCAGGCCCAAGCUCAGGCUCAGGCUCAGGCUCAGGCUCAGGCUCAGGAACAGGCUUAGGCUCAAGCUCAAGCUCAGUAUCAAGCUCAGGCUCAGGCUCAGGCUCAAGCUCAAGCUCAAGCUCAAGCUUAAGCUUAAGCGAAUCUAAAGAUAAAACCAUAGCUGAAGCUCAAGCUAAGCCUAAUAAACAUGUUUACAUUAUGUUUCAGUAG
Messenger RNA from Bursaphelenchus okinawaensis, 976 nucleotides. The record is from the annotation of a GenBank genome assembly. Lineage: Eukaryota; Metazoa; Nematoda; Chromadorea; Rhabditida; Aphelenchoididae.